Messenger RNA from Phaedon cochleariae (mustard beetle), 441 nucleotides. NCBI's taxonomy places the organism in Eukaryota, Metazoa, Arthropoda, Insecta, Coleoptera, Chrysomelidae. The record is from the annotation of a GenBank genome assembly.
AUGACUUCCAGUUGUGGUGGAUUCCGCAGUCUCAACUAUAUUUUGUUUAUGAUUGGAUACAUCCCUCAGAACUUGAACCUGGACACCAAGUUGAAACCUUUCAUCUCAGAAUUUUUGCCUGCAGUUGGAGAUAUUGAUGCUUUUUUGAAGGUAGUACCCCCAGAGAAAACUCUUACUGGGGAAAAAUGCGGUCCAGAACAGUUUUCGCAUUUAGGUUUGAAAGUUCUUGAUGAGCCAGCCACCCAUCAGAGUGAUCCUGCUCUUCUCUACCUACAACUGAGAGCAACUUCUGUGACCCCUGGCAAGAAAAAUGAUGGAAAUGCGGUGGUCAAGAAAGUGGAUAAUACUGAACAAAAUGCCAAAAUAAUCGAGAAGUGGAUAAAGGAUAUAUCUGAUUUACACAAAACUAAAUCAUCUCCAGUAGUACGAUACUCCGAGUAA